AUGAGCGCAGAACCCAAUUGUGAACCCAGCGUCAUUGUCGCGUCCGGGGCUAGCUCCGUUCAAGCUCUUCGGAGUCGCGAGAUUACAAACGCCGAUACUGCCGACACAUUCGGCAGCGACAACGACAAGAGCGAUGAUGGGCGAGGCCGUAGCCUCCUGGCUGCAAAGCGACCCCACGCACAACGACAGUUAUCGAUAAAAACGAAUAUUCGUGCUGGUACAGGCCUCUCGCGGAUUGACGACACCGAGCAAGCAGAAGCCGCGAAAGAGAAGCCGAUAUCAUGGCGUGCGCUCCCUCGCAAAGAUCAGCUCUUUGUGAUCACACUGGCACGGUUGUCAGAGCCAUUGACGCAGACGUCUCUUGGAUCCUACCUGUUCUACCAGCUCCAGUCAUUCGACAAUAGCUUACCUGAGGCAACAAUCUCAUAUCAGGCGGGUAUCAUCCAGGCCGCAUUUCCCUUUGCGCAAUUCCUGACCGCCAUGUUCUGGGGUCGCAUUGCAGAUGCAGAGUAUGGCGGGCGCAAACGAGUCCUCUACAUCGGCUUGCUAGGGACCAUGUGCAGCAUCGUUGGCUUUGGCUUCUCGAAAAACUUCCCAAUAGCAGUGGCGUGUCGAUGUCUGGGCGGUGUGCUGAAUGGCAAUAUCGGUGUCAUGAGGACCAUGAUCAGUGAGAUCAUCAAGGAGAAGAAGUAUCAGAGUAGAGCUUUCCUGAUCCUGCCGAUGACGUUCAACAUUGGAGUUAUCGUUGGGCCAAUUCUUGGUACCUAUCCCUCGAUUUUCGGCUCUGGCUCACUCCUCGGUGGCAAAGAUGGAGUGUACUGGAUGAAGCGUUGGCCCUACGCACUGCCAAACAUUAUGAGUGCGUGCUUCCUCCUCUUCUCGGCAUUGGCCGUUAUCUUCUUCCUAGAGGAGACGAACGAGCUGUGCAAAGAUAAGCCAGAUCCCGGUCUCCGCAUUGGCCGGAUAAUCCGCCGCUACAUCUUUCGUCAAAAUAUAGCGAGCUAUGAUGGAUAUGUAGCUGUAGUGGAGGAUGAAUACGCAGCUUCAAACAGCCUCGAGCUACAGUCAACGCCCACCUCAGCCCAUCCGGACACUCACGCGACAAUCGACAUGACUAACAAGGCAAUCCGUCAAAAGCUACCCUUCCGCCGCAUCUGGACUCGCAGCCUCAUCAUCACACUCCUUGCUCAUGGCUUGAUGGCCAUGCAUGUGGGCGGCUUCAACUCACUGUGGUUCAUUUAUCUGUCAACACCACGCUUCGACCCUGCCAACCCGCAUCCUCCGGGCUUCAAGCCACAUGGGUUCGUUCAUUUCACCGGCGGACUUGCGCUACCACCAGCGCGAAUUGGAGUCGCACUGGCCAUCCUGGGUUUUAUCGGCAUCUCGCUACAGCUGUUCCUCUACCCACAACUUUCGCACCGCCUUGGAACAGCAAAGAGCUACCGCAUCUUCUUAGCACUUUUUCCAAUAACCUACACACUUGCGCCGUCCUUGAGUAGGGUUACAAGCUUCAGUAAGCCGCCGGCUGGCGUGAGUGGACCCUGGAUCUGGAUGGCCAUGAUUGUGGUUCUCUUCAUUCAAGUCCUCGCCCGAACGUUUGCAUUACCGUGUACAACGAUUCUUGUCAAUAACGUCAGCCCGCACCCUUCAGUACUUGGCACUGUUCACGGCAUUGGGCAGUCUGUGUCCAGUUUGACAAGAACGAUCGGUCCCAUUAUGUUCUCUUGGGUCUUUGGUAAGGGUCUGAACAUGGGCAUCGUGGGCUUGGGCUGGUGGCUUAUGGCAAGCGUCGCCGCCGUUGGCUUUGUGGCUGCGCAAUGGGUAAGAGAAGGAGAUGGUCAUGAGAUUCUGCUCGAGGGUGAGAUCAGGGGGAAAGAUGGCUCCGUUACAAGAGCCGACUGA
This is a messenger RNA of Didymella exigua CBS 183.55, 1902 nucleotides long. Its product is annotated as MFS general substrate transporter. NCBI's taxonomy places the organism in Eukaryota, Fungi, Ascomycota, Dothideomycetes, Pleosporales, Didymellaceae. The transcript has 2 exons. Bases 1 to 1902 code for a protein of 633 amino acids. Gene Ontology annotation, biological process: transmembrane transport. The record is from RefSeq and is a predicted model, not a curated record. Gene Ontology annotation, molecular function: transmembrane transporter activity.